Molecule: messenger RNA, 3417 nt
Organism: Naegleria fowleri
Lineage: Eukaryota; Heterolobosea; Eutetramitea; Acrasida; Naegleriidae
Exons: 4
Coding region: 1-3417 (1138 amino acids)
Cellular component (GO): plasma membrane
Molecular function (GO): calcium-activated cation channel activity
Source: RefSeq, a predicted model, not a curated record
AUGGUCUCGGCAAAAGUGAUGAAGAGUCCGAGAAAAAUCACACCACACGCUCAAAAUCAAAAUCUUGAUGAAUUUACUAAUUUUAUAGAGCCAUCAUGUGUGAAUUGUAUUGGAAACAAGAAAGUGUGGUGUGCUUUGGAACAAUUUUGUGCAUCCUCUGUGGAGGAGUGCAUAUCGAGACAACCCUUCAAUGUGACUUGGUUUGUUUCGCACGAUGUACCCGAUGCUGGGUUUCAAAACGUUGAGGCAAUUCCAGAACAUUGUCAACGAGGAAUUAUUACUCAAGUGCAAGAUUGUCCUUCAUUUAGAGUUGAGGUAUUGAGGUCAUCUGAAAAGGUUCUACGAAAUUUCGUCGUCCCCAUGACACAACAACCCAUUGUGGGCUUGUUAUCAAGCAAGCAAGAUCCAUUCCAAUAUGUGUACGAUUUAUAUGACUCCUCCAAGCGCAAUUUUGCAGUAGGCGCAUUCUAUGUAUCGACGUUGCAAUCGAGAAGUGACGGAAAUCCAGAAAUCAGCAAAAAACCUGGAUUGUUCUUUUCAUACAAUUUUCAUACCGACCAUAAAACAUUGAUCAAGUAUCAAGAUGACAGUAACACGGAGCAAUCAUUCAAUCAAUACCGUUUAAUCAAAUUUGCAGAUAUUUCUACUGCUGUGCAAGAGCCAAAUCGAUAUUAUAGAAUUGGAUUUUCUGUGAUUAGAAGAGUUGAAAAUAUUAAUGACACGUCAAAAUCAGCCUCCUCAUACUCCUAUCAAUGUUCAUUUAACACGACCACUUAUGACGUGUAUAUCGAUCCGGAUUACAAAUUUUCAUUCUCCGGUCCCCAUGUUUUUGUUGGAUUGCCACUUGUGAUUCUUUGCAUCAUUAUUCUCUCAAUUCCAUCAUUGUGCUGCGUCAACAAAUUUGCAAUCACAAAACAUAAUAGAGGCCUUUUACUUGUUGAUGAAGCAGAAGAUCACUACUAUGAUGAUAUUCAUGCAGAAUUUUCAGCAAUAGGAAAAGACAAAGACGACUACAAGAAGAAAAAGAAGGAGUAUGAAGAUUUUCUAAUUUAUAAACACAGAAGAAACUUCUUUGGAGAAACACCUUUUAAAAAACCCGUCAAUCAUCGUGAGACCAAUUCCUUUUCAAACGAUGAAGAGGUUGCCGAUGAAGAGAAAUUCACAGACCUAAAGAGUAGAUUACAACAUGCCUCUCGAUUCUACAAUCCGCUUACCAUUCUCAAAUCCAUAUUUUUCGCAUCUGACACGCAACUAGUUCAGCAAUGUGGAACGGAUGUAUAUUAUUACUUGUGGUUCAGCAAGUAUUUAAUAAUUUAUUUAUUUGUUUGUGGAGUAAUUGCAUGUGGAUUCCUGUUGCCAACCUAUCUAUCCACUACCGAUAAUAAUGUUUCGUUUGGUGACUUUUCUUCUACUACCAUUGCACAGAUGAACAUUAAGCAGAACGACAAGAUUUAUGUAUUCUUUUUGGUCACAAUCUCAUUUCCAAUCAUUGGCCUCGUUUUUAUCUACGGGCUUCAUCGAUUAAGUCGACAAUUGAUAAAAUCAAGAAACAACAUUGGAAGUUUAUACACUGUUAUGGUAAAUGGAGUAUCAAAGAAUAUCAGAGAUAGAAAACGAAUCUUGGAAGAUUUCAAGCGAAGAUAUGGCGAAAACAAUGUAGUAGAUGCUCAUGUUGCGCUCGAUUUGAAUGAAUUGAGCGAACUAGAUGAGAAAAAAGAAGAAAUUGAAAUUUUGCUAAGAGGUGCUGAAAAACAAUACGAAAAAACAUCUCGUCGUCCAACCAUCAAAAUUCGUGGCUUUUUAGGGAUUUUAGGAUCAAAAGUUGACGCCAUCGAUCAUUACUCAAAGGCUCUUGAUGAAAUCAACAAAAAGAUUCACGACUUGCGGACGAAUCCCUCACGCACGCUUCAUGGAACCGGUUAUGCAUUCGUCACCUUUUCUUCAAUGGAGGCAGCAAAAAAGUGUCUCAAUGAACAUCGUGACAUUCCUUGUUGUUGUGGUUUUUCAAUUCCUUGGUGGUGCUGCAUUCCAGCAGGUUGGCCAUACGGUGGUAUUGAGCGAGCACCAGAAGCGGACGAUAUUUUAUUUGAAAACUUGAAUGUCUCGAGCACCAAUCGUUGGUUCCGAUCGGUAACCUCAUCUUUCAUUAUUACUGUUGUGUUGCUGGUUAUUUACUCGCUCAUGACAACUGUUUCAUGGUACUAUUGGUAUAAGGGUCAGAAUAUUUCACAAAUCAAAGAUUAUGCCGUCCCAUCUGAUUCUAUUAUUGGUGCUGAUACGGCUGCCUUAAUAUUGAUGGCACUGGCAGAUUUACUACCAGAAGUUAUUUCGCUCGCCAACGAAAUUGUCAAACCUAUCAUCGAAGUUUUGACCGAUUUUGAGAGACAUCCAUCAAGAACCUCACGAAGAAAGACUGUAUUAAGGAAAUCCAUGUUUUUCAUUUGUUUAUCGAUUGCUGCAUUUCCAUUCUUUGUGAGAUGGGUGAAGGCCGUUUGGGGAGUUGCAAUGAAUGCUUACUUUCCAUUCAACAAUUAUGCAUACUUUUUCAAUUAUAUUGGUACUGAAGUUGCGACACUUAUUAUGGCAUUAUGUUCUAUUGCCAAGACUCUCGAAUAUUCUUUUAUUUUCAUCGUCAUGAUGAUCAAAUACAGAUUUAGUGACAAUGGAAAUGGAAGAAAGGAAUUGGAACGUCUACCUUUCGAUUACGAUGCGAACAUUGGUGUGAAAACAGCAAUCAUGAUGCUUACUCUUAUUUACGGAAGUGCCGUUCCCUUAAUGUUCCUCUUUGGAUUGUUCUAUUUAAUUGUGACCUAUUUUAUGGACAAGUACCUCAUCAUGUAUUUCUAUGAGAAAGCACCAGAUAGUGAUGGCACGAUUAUGAGAAUCACUGCAGACCAAUUAGUCUACUACCUCUCUGUUUAUCCUAUUUUAUUAAUUUUCAUGAUCCCCACACUCGCAACAUUGUGGUCCACAUGGCUCUUCUAUUUACCAACCAUGUUUAUAUUUUAUUUGAUCGUUCGUUUUGCACGAUCACGAAUGUCCAAGGCAGAAAUGGACAUGUUAGUGGUUUCACUCAAUUCUAGCAAUCAGUUCCAAGAUGACCUCUUGACCUCUCAGGACACUCUCGAAAUGGAAGUGACCGAUACGAAUGUUGACUCUCCUUCUUCACCAAUUCCAGCAUCUGGUAGAGGAUAUACAUCAUUAUCAUCGGUCAACACGACCAAAGUGACUUCAACAUUUUCGUCACUAAUGAGCUUUGUUGCUGGAGAAGAACAAGUUGUAUCUAUUUAUGAUAAGGAAAUUGAGAGAAGAUUAGAAGUGGAUCAAAGAUUUAUUGCAUCCAGGUAUAGACAUCCAUACUUGAGAAAAGAUAAGAGAAAAACUCAACGUGCUAGAAAUAACCAAAACAAAGAGUAA